UGGCCCUUAUUUUUCCAGCAGAUAUUAUAUUUAAAAUGAUUAUGCCUAUUGCUUUUAAGCUGUGCACAGAUAAUGUAGCAUAAGUACGAAAAGUAGCAUCAUCAAAAAUAUUUUCAUUUUUUGAAGGAAUAAAGAAUUCAGCUUUGUCAGAAUAAUAUAAGAUUUGUAUUAUUGAGAGUAUGAUUGGUUUUUAAAAGUCAUCAGUAUUCUAUCAAAGAUAAUCGUAAAUAUCUAUAUAUAUGUUAGAUUUGUUUAAAUGUGCUAAAAGAUAAUGAAUUUAGCAGAUGACAUAUUUGAAUAGUAUCUUUUAUUACCAUUGUUAGAAUUAGCUUAAGACAAAGUUUAAAGUGUUAAAUACAUGUUAUAUAUGACUUUAGAUAAUCAUUUUAAAAAUUAAGGUAUUUAAUUUAGUUUAAUAUGAAUAGGAAGACUAUCAAAAAAUUAACAAUUAAAAGAUGUAUAUAAUUAAUUAUAAAACGACAAAGCAAUUAAAUCUCUUGUAAAAUAUACACCUACUCUGGAAACUCAAGUUUAAUAUCAAGAGUUUUAAUAAUAAGAUAAUUAAAUUUCUGUUUAGGAAUCUAAUCUCAAUAAGGAACCUUAGUUAGAAGAAAUUGAAGAUGAUGAAAUACCAUAAAGAUAAGUAUAAUAAGAACCAGAAAUCUUAAAACAAUUGAAAGAAGAAAAAUUAUAAUUUAUCUAAAAAUAAGAAGAAAAGCCAUAAGAAUUACAAAUAAAUUAAUCUGAUGUUAAAACAAUUGAAUAAGUUUAAGAGUUAUCUUUGAAUGAAAAAUCAGAAGUAAAUCUUACAACUGAUUAAACUACUACUGAGUUAAUUUAAAAUACUUAAUUAGAAUCUAAUAAUUAAAAUGAUGAUUCUCAAGAAUUAUAAAAGUUUGAACAAUUAUAAGGUCAAGGGGAAUAAUAGUAAAAAUAGAAUGAAGGAUUAUAAUUGAAUGAAGAAUAUUAAUAAGGAUCAUAAAAUGAUUAAAAAGAAUUAAAUACUGAAUAAGAUGCUUAAUGA
This is a messenger RNA of Paramecium sonneborni, 1024 nucleotides long. The record is from the annotation of a GenBank genome assembly. NCBI's taxonomy places the organism in Eukaryota, Ciliophora, Oligohymenophorea, Peniculida, Parameciidae.